Molecule: messenger RNA, 1590 nt
Organism: Cyprinus carpio (common carp)
Lineage: Eukaryota; Metazoa; Chordata; Actinopteri; Cypriniformes; Cyprinidae
Gene: nrn1b
Product: neuritin 1b
Biological process (GO): nervous system development; neuron projection extension
Cellular component (GO): plasma membrane
Source: RefSeq, a predicted model, not a curated record
CUCGCUUGGGGGCGCUUAAGGCACGUUUUGUUCCCAUGUCUGACAAAAUCGCUCACCUCUGACUCUGGUACCCAUUUAUAUGUCUGUACAGUACGAAAAGAGCGCUGAAUAAAACCUUAACAUGUUUAGAACAUGUAUGUGUAAGUAAAUGUCUUAAAUUCUGCCUUGCUUUUUACACUUACUUUGAUUAUUUCGAGUCAACUGUAACUAUAACUUUUUAUAUUAGGAAAAACAUUAAGAUUUCAAACGUUCUAAAUAUAAAUGAUAGUUUUUUUGUUUGUUUGUUUGUUUGUUUUACCUGAAAAGCUUACAUUUUACAACGAUUCCAAGAAAUAUGCAGCACGAAAUAAAAACAUGUUAUAUUAAAAUGUGAGGUUUUCUCAGUCAGGUGCACGCUGACGUCAUCAUGGCGCAAGAAAGUAAAGGAGGAGUGUGAGCGUAUGUUAUUGAGCAAUAAAAUAAAAAAAGGAGUGUGAGCGUAGGUGACAUCUCCUUUCCUCUACAGUCCACUUUAUCUCAGUCAGCUGUGGGAAAUGCGUGACAGAAGUAAAUUAAUUCCUCUUGAAAUGCAGCAGUUUGCUUAUGAGAGGAAGUAGACUCAAACCUCCUCCACAGACUGCUGAUUCUGUUAAGCGUAGGAUGGGACUGACUUUGACCGACAAAUACAACUCGAUACUUUUCACACUGGAAUUGGUUUCAUUGUUACAGGCAGCGUGUGCUGGAGGAACAUGUGAAAACGUAUUUAAAGGUUUCUCAGACUGCCUGCUCAGCCUUGGAGAAAACAUGGUGAACUAUCCCCAAGAGCUGGAUGACAGCGAAAACCUACAGACCAUCUGCUCAUAUUGGAAUGACUUCCACUCGUGUGCCUCCACCGCAAUCGCAGAUUGUCAAGAAGGAGCUACAGACCUCUGGGAAAAACUGAAACUGCAGUCCCGGAGCUUGAACUAUCAGGGAAGCUUGUUUGAAUUAUGCUCCGGGGAUAAUGGAGUAUCCACAGUUUUAUUACCUAUGGAACUGAAGAUACUGCUGAUGUGUUUUACCACACUGGUGGCUUGGCUUGUUUUUGAGUAAUAAACCUGAAGAUCUGACCUGAAACAAGUUACAGAAUGGAUAAUAUGCAUCUCUUCAACUGACUCAGUACAUGUUUGGAAUCACAUAAUAAGAUGAUUAUGUUAAAUAUAGGACUCAUUGGCACUCCUUGACCUAUGGAAGAAUUCAGAAGUAACUCUCUUAAAAAUCUGAAAAUGAUUCAAAGUAAAAAUGUGAAUUAUAUUAUAUUAUAAAAUAUUAUUUUAAAAGACAUUUUUUCUUCUUGGACCGUUAUUAGGUAAAAAUAGUGCAUUCUGCAAUGAGGACCAAUAAUUAGAAUAAUAAUUAUUAUUAUUAUUUAAAGCACACCUAAAAUACAUAUUAUUUUCUGAAAAGCACAUAUUUAACAUCACAGACUUGUUUCUUCAUAGAAGAGUCUGCCCAAACAAAAUUAACUUAAUAAACUGAUUAUUUCAAUACAGUAUAGGAUAAUGGCAUUUGCUUGUAAAUGUUUACUUAUAAAUUAUAAAUGCAUUUGGCCAAAUUUUAGAAGUGUCUAAU